AUGGAAUGGAUCCAGAUGGAGAGUCAUCUCUAUGAUAACCAUCUUACAGCCAUAAAUUAUACUGUUGCGGGGAUUCUCGUGCUCCUCCUUGUAGUGCAAUGGCACCGAACUGCGACUGCCCGUUUGGAUCUGCCCGUGGUAGGCGAUAUCAGUCAGAAAGACUUUCGUCCAGCUCUAGAAGAAGGUGCUCAAAAGUAUCCUAAUACUCCGUUUGUGUUGGCUACAACGAUGCAUCCAACGGUCAUUCUUCCGGUCUCCUUGAUGGACGAAAUCAAGGGGCUGCCUGAGAGUACUAUAUCACUUCGGCAGCGCCAUUAUACCAUCUUUCUGGGAAAAUAUACCGGGUUCGGAGAACCCUGCAAUGAGCUAGAUGUGUCUAUUCGUUCCGACCUCACCCAUCACCUCGAACAAAACCUAGAAAACUUCCAAGAGGAGGUAGCCUAUGCGUACGAUAAGUACGUCGGACAGUGUCCGGACUGGACCGUGAUACCAGUGUAUGACGCCGUGCUCGGCAUUGUCUGCCUUCUCAGCUCUCGUGUAUUUGUCGGCCUGCCCCUCAGUCGAGAUGAAGAUUGGAUCCGUGUCUCCACGCAUUCGGAUACUAAGAGCGACACGCAGAGCGGGGACUUGAUGCGAUAUGUCCUGCGCCAUUACGAGAGCGAGCCACCGAUGGAGCUUCUAGCCCGUGACCAGCUCGUCACUAGCUUUGUUGCCAUGCACACAACCACGAUCUGCAUCACGCAGGCGCUGUUUGACUUGGCCGCCCGUCCAGAAUACAUCCCAUCGCUGCGCGAGGAGCUGGAGGGGGUCAUUGGCAAAGGCGGAACUCAGGACUGUUAUCUGGACAAAGAAUCCGUGGUCAAAUUGCGCAAAAUAGAUAGCGUCGUGCGCGAAAGCCAGCGCAUGAACCCUCCAGGGCUGGUGUCCAUGCUGCGGAAGGUUAUGAAACGCGACGGACUGAAGCUGUCGACAGGCCAAAUUAUCCCUCAAGGCAGUGUGGUAGGCUUCUCCGCCCAUGCUAUAUCUCGCUCUUAUCCCAAUGCCGAUGAAUUCGAUGGCUUCCUGUUCGCCAAAUUGAGGGACACGCCAGUUCAGUCGACCAUGCACCAAUUGACUAAUACAGCCCCCGACCAUAUCAGCUUUGGCCACGGCAGUCACGCCUGCCCUGGGCGAUUCUUUGCGGCCAGUGAGAUCAAAGUAAUUCUAGGGUAUCUGUUGCAGAACUACGAUAUUCGACUUCUCGAUGGGGCUACUAGACUGGAGAGUGUCCACGUCAGGGCAACUGUGGCUCCAGCGCGGGAAAAUAAUUUUUUCCCGCCAAAGAACGACAAUAAAUACCAGCAAGGUAGACCACCUAGGCGUUGA
This is a messenger RNA of Penicillium crustosum, 1365 nucleotides long. Its product is annotated as cytochrome P450. Lineage: Eukaryota; Fungi; Ascomycota; Eurotiomycetes; Eurotiales; Aspergillaceae. The transcript has 4 exons. Gene Ontology annotation, molecular function: oxidoreductase activity, acting on paired donors, with incorporation or reduction of molecular oxygen; iron ion binding; monooxygenase activity. Bases 1 to 1365 code for a protein of 454 amino acids. The record is from RefSeq and is a predicted model, not a curated record.